UGUCUCAGAAGUUUUUCACGCAAAAGCUGAGUCAAUGGAAGGUAGGCUCAUGGAUUGCAUAAUUCUCCAACUGAAUUUUGGCAGCAUUUCAGGAUUUCGGCAUUAUGCUCAGGCUAUAUUUAAGCCACCAAAAGCAAUGCGAGGAGGAAUCCCCAUUUGUUUCUCGCAGUUUGGAAACAGUGGAUCACUGGAGCAACAUGGGUUUGCAAGGAACAAGAUUUGGACCAUUGAUGAUGAUCCUCCACCUCUUCAUCCUGCUGAGUACAUUGGCAAAUCUGCUAUAGACUUGCUACUGAAACCAUCUGAAGAGGAUCUGAAGUGCUGGCCCCACUGUUUUGAGUUCCGUCUUAGAGUGGCUCUUGCGUUGAAUGGAGAUCUCACCAUGAUAUCGCGGAUUAGGAACCUUGACAACAAGCCAUUUAGUUUCUCCUUUGCUUUCCACACAUAUUUCUCUAUUUCUGUCAUCAGGAAUUUCAAUGGGAGCUGUUGCUGGAAUCUUUGUUGCAGCGGUUGCCAUUAUACUAUUUCUAGUUUUGUCUAUACAUUAGUGCGUCAAGAAGAAAGAAACUGAAGAAGGCAUCAUUGCUUCGACCA
This is a messenger RNA of Magnolia sinica, 594 nucleotides long. RefSeq names its product putative glucose-6-phosphate 1-epimerase. Gene Ontology annotation, molecular function: isomerase activity; carbohydrate binding. The record is from RefSeq and is a predicted model, not a curated record. The coding region runs from base 35 to 571 and encodes 178 amino acids. Lineage: Eukaryota; Viridiplantae; Streptophyta; Magnoliopsida; Magnoliales; Magnoliaceae. The transcript is spliced from 5 exons. Gene Ontology annotation, biological process: carbohydrate metabolic process.